Molecule: messenger RNA, 258 nt
Organism: Linnemannia hyalina
Lineage: Eukaryota; Fungi; Mortierellomycota; Mortierellomycetes; Mortierellales; Mortierellaceae
Source: the annotation of a GenBank genome assembly
AUGGCCCUCAACAGGACCUUCUCCUUCGUUCUCGUCGCAGUCCUUGCCCUCGUCGUCAUGAGCCAGGGUGCCGAGGCCGUGACCCUCCCCGCUUGGUGCACCUGCAGCAACGACCAGACCAAGACCAAGAACGCCUGCGGCGACGCCGGCGCCAACUACGAUGGCGGCUCCUGUGGCUUGGACCAGAUCGGAAAGUACAACGCCUUCCUCUGGAGCUGCCACGACGUGCAGCAUGGAGCCUUCAAGUGCUGGCACUAA